AUGCGUGACGUAUGAUGUAGUUCCACACAUGAAUCAUACACGCUCAACCUUCAGAGAUUGAAAAUGUGUCUUUGUGUAUGUUGGGAUAGAUGUUUUUAGAGUAUGUAUUGGUAAGAUUAGCUGUAGUUGUAGUAACAAUGUAUUUAAAAGUGUCUGUGUGGAUAGGUGUGUUCGAAAGUUCAGGACCUAUGGAAGAUUAAUGGAAUACCGUAGCCAGGCAAACUAAAUCGAUGUUUUUCUGAACAUUGCUCAUCUCUCCUCAAACAGCAAAUCGCCUUCAAGAACCUGGUGCAGAGAAACAUAGCCAGCGAGGCUUCCUCCCUGGCCCCUCCCCCCUCCGGCUCUGUCAUCCAGCUCCCCUUCAUCAUCCUCAACACAGACGUACGCACCGUCAUCGACUGCUCCAUCUCCAGCGACAAGUAUGUUUCACCGCAACUCCUUCACCCUAAUGCCUAUUGCAAAGACAACUCUAGGUCACUCACUACUGAAUUGCUAAUCCAAUUGCCACAGUAGUAUAACGCACAUGUUCAUUGCGCCUUUAUCAUUGAAACUCUGACACUUCUCCUACAGUGCUAAGAGUAAAUUCAGUUAGGAUCACAAGGUUUUACCAUGAUUAAAAUAUACACAACCGUUCAAAACUUUGGGGUCACUUAGAAAUGUCCUUGUUUUCGAAAGAAAAGCAAUUUUUUUGUCCAUUAAAAUAACAUCAAAUUGAUCAGAAAUACAGUGUAGACAUUGUUAAUUUUGUAAAUGGCUAAUGUAGCUGGAAACGGCAGAUUUUUAAUGGAAUAUCUACAUAGGCCGUACAGAGGCCCAUUAUCAGCAACCAUCAGUCCUGUGUUCCAAUGGCACGUUGUGUUUGCUAAUCCAAGUUUAUCAUUUUAAAAGGCUAAUUGAUCAUUAGAAAACCCUUUUGCAAUUAUGUUAGCACAGCUGAAAACUGUUGUGCUGAUUAAAGAAGCAAUAAAACUGGCCUUCUUGAGACUAGUUGAGUAUCUGGAGCAUCAGCAAUUUUGGGUUCGAUUACAGGCUCAAAAUGGCCAGAAACAAAGAACUUUCUUCUGAAAUUCGUCAGUCUAUCCUUGGUCUAAGAAAUAAAGGCUAUUCCAUGUGAGAAAUUGCCAAGAAACUGAAGAUCUCGUACAACGCUGUGUACUACUCCCUUCACAGAACAGCGCAAACUGGCUCUAACCAGAAUAGAAAGAGGAGUAGGAGGCCCCGGUGCACAACUGAGCAAAUACAUUAGAGUGUCUAGUUUGAGAAACAGGCGCCUCACAGGUCCUCAACUGGCAGCUUAAUUAAAUAGUACCCGCAAAACACCAGUCUCAACGUCAACAGUGAAGAGGCAACUCCGGGAUGCUGACCUUCUAGGCAGAGUUGGAAAGAAAAACCCAUAUCUCAGACUGGCCAAUAAAAAGAAAAAGAUUAAGAUGGGCAAAAGAACACAGACACUGGACUUUUUCUUUGCAACUCUGCCUAGAAGGUCAGCAUCCCGGAGUCGCCUCUUCUCUGUGAGAAAAUUAUUUUGUUAGAUGGCGAAUACGGAAAAGGAAACACUUUUUUGACUGGAUAAUUUCAACGAAUCACCAGCUCACAUCGGUUUCUAAAUAGCGAAAGGGUUUGGCUUUCAUUUGAAUGACAGCGUAACCCUCAAAUCCAUCAAUUCAUGUCAGGCCAGAGACGUUUAUGGGAGGAGCACCCUUUUUUUUCUCCUAGCCACAGUGGUCUGAAAAUGACCAAAAAAAACUGAUCGAUCUGUUUUAAGCAAUCGAUUUUGUGAGAUCGUGAUGACUAUAAACUUUAAAACUAACAUCACCAAUCUGAGGUAAAAACGAUGUGUAUUUCCUGUAAUUCUUGUGUGUUGAAAACAUGUCUCUAAUGUACAGUUGUGGUCAAAAGUUUUGAGAAUGACACAAAUACAAAUUUUCACAAAGUCUGCUGCCUCAGUUUUGAUGAUGGCAAUUUGCAUAUACUCCAGAAUGUCAUGAAGAGUGAUCAGAUGAAUUGCAAUUAAUUGCAAAGUCCCUCUUUGCCAUGAAAAUGAACUUAAUCCCAAAAAACAUUUCCACUGCAUUUCAGCCCUACCACAAAAGGACCAGCUGCCAUCAUGUCAGUGAUUCUCUCGUUAACACAGGUGAGAGUGUUGACAAGGCUGGAGAUCACUCUGUCAUGCUGAUUGAGUUAGAAUAACAGACUGGAAGCUUUAAAAGGAGGGUGGUGCUUGAAAUCAUUGUUUUUCCUCUGUUAACCAUGGUUACCUGCAAGGAAACACGUGCCGUCAUCAUUGCUUUGCACAGAAAGGGCUUCACAGGCAAGGACAUUGCUGCUAGUAAGAUUGCACCUAAAUCAACCAUUUAUCGGAUCAUCAAGAACUUCAAGUAGAGAGGUUAAAUUGUUGUGAAGAAGGUGUCAGGGUGCCCAAGAAAGUCCAGCAAGCGCCAGGACCGUCUCAUAAAGUUGAUUCAGCUGCGGAAUCGGGGCACCACCGGUACAGAGCUUGCUCAGGAAUGGCAGCAGGCAGGUGUGAGUGCAUCUGCACGCACAGUGAGGCGAAGACUUUUGGAGGAUGGCCUGGUGUCAAGAAGGGCAGCAAAGAAGCCCCUUCUCUCCAGGAAAAACAUCAGGGACAAACUGAUAUUCUGCAAAAGGUACAGGGAUUGGACUGCUGAGGACUGGGGUAAAGUCAUUUUCUCUGAUGAAUCCCCUUUCCGAUUGUUUGGGGCAUCUGGACAAGGUGAGCGCUACCAUCAGUCCUGUGUCAUUCCAACAGUAAAGCAUCCUGAGACCAUUCAUGUGUUGGGUUGCUUCUCAGCCAAGGGAGUGGGCUCACUCACAAUUUUACCUAAGAACACAGCCAUGAAUAAAGAAUGGUACCAACACAUCCUCCGAGAGCAACUUCUCCCAACCAUCCAAGAACAGUUUGGUGACGACCAAUGCCUUUUCCAGCAUGAUGGAGCACCUUGACAUAAAGCAAAAGCGAUAACUAAGUGGCUCGGGGAACAGAACAUUGACAUUUUGGGUCCAGGGCCAGGAAACUCCCCAGACCUUAAUCCCAAUGAGAACUUGUGGUCGAUCCUCAAGAGGCAAAUUCUGACAAACUCCAAGCAUUAAGUAUGCAAGAAUGGGCUGUCAUCAGUCAGGAUGUGGCCCAGAUGUUAAUUGACAGCAUGCCAGGGCGGAUUGCAGAGGUCUUGAAAAAGAAGGAUCAACACGGCAAAUAUUGACUCUCUGCAUAAACUUAAUGUAAUUGUCAAUAAAAGCCUUUGACACUUAUGGAAUGCUUGUAAUUAUACUUCAGUAUACCAUAGUAACGUCUGAAAUAUCUCAUAACACUGAAGCAGCGAAGACCAAUACUUGUGUCAUUCUCAAAACGUUUGACCACGACUGUAGUAACGCGUUCUGUCCACCAUAGAGAAAUUAGCGUUGCUUGCUGUUUGGGGUUUUAGGCUGGGUUUCUGUAUAGCACUUUGUGACAUCUGCUGAUGUAAAAAGGGCUUUAUAAUUACAUUUGAUUGAUUGAUAACAUAAUGAAAUAUGUCAAAGUAAUUUAAUAUGUUUAAUAUAUGAUGAUAUUAAAUGUAGAACACACACAUUUUUACAAUGACAUCUAUUACAUCCUACUUUAACCAUGGAGAGUAAAAAAAUGCUCCUAAGCACAAUUUAACCAUGCGCUCUAGACUAGAGUGUCCAUAGGUUCUGUGCAGCAGUCUGAACAUUUGACGUCCCUACUGUAGAUGCGAAUACCUUUUCAACUUUGACAACACCUUUGAGAUCCAUGACGACAUAGAGAUUCUGAAGCGCAUGGGGAUGUCCCUGGGCCUGGAGAGUGGGAAGUGCAGCGCAGACAAUCUCAUUGUGGCCAAGUCCCUCAUCCCCAGGUCUCUGGAGACCUACGUCAUAGGUGAGAGUGGGAAAAUGGCAUCUUUGACGUGUGUGCGUGUGGAAACAGGCCAUUUCUGUCAUUUCAAUCUGUCCUCGUCUUCCCUCCCACAGGCAUGGCAAGAGGCACCAGUCAAACAAGGUAGAUUACCUCUCAUAACUUUUCAAUCAAAACAUGAUUUGAACACAAUCCACUGCCACACAGGAACACUACACAUGAAGAGUGUGUACCAAAUGGCAUCCGAUUCCCUUUAUAGUGCACUACUUUUGACCACGGCCCAGAGGGCUCUGUUCAAAAGUAGUGCACUAUAUAGGGAAUAGGGUGCCAUUUGGGAGGUAUCCAGGAAGUGAUCCUGUGUUUCUUCUUACUGAUAACAGAAAAGCUCAAGCCACACAGGGAUCAUAGAAAUAUGAAUUACUUAAGGAGACAUGAUUGAUUUUAAUUUGAGAACUGAAGUGACUGACCGGUGGUGUGGGUUGUCGUUGUUCAGCUCUUUCCCAGGUGACCUGGACUCCGCCUCUUUGAAUGGAAGGCGGAGCUACAGCCACAGUAGCACCGCCCUCUCCGAGUCUCGAGGCCAGACGCCCAGCUCCUUCAACGAGGAAGAGGAGGACGAUGACAAUGAUGACGACGAACCCUCUUCCCCAGAGUGACUGACGGACAGACAGACAGCUAGCCAGGCAUCAGUGAUGCACCAUACCUCUCUCUCUCUGGUACAGGACUCUCGUCUCCCACUGUUCACAGGGGGAAUGGAAGUUCUCUGGGGAUGUGGCCAGAUAUACAGGAAAUAAGCUGCCAGUCAUUCAGGUCUAUGGUACAAUAUUUUAGAAGCAUUUAUAUCUCUCUGUCUCCCUCUUAAUUUCUCCCAUGUAGUUAUUUUUGUAAAUGACUUCCAUGUCGCUUUCUGCCAAGAGAGGCGAUAGCUGCAUAAUCUCAACUCCCUGAAAAAUGGUCUGUUGUUUUUAGAUGGAGUGCAAUGUUUUGUAGUCGUUUUCUACUAGACGUAAGCGCUAGGAGCAGUGCGGCUAUGCAUCAAAACGCUCACACUGCCUCGACACACAACAGACUCAGCGACUGAAUAGUUUUCGGGAUUAUUAAAGAUGUCUUUAUAUUUAUUUCCCUGUUACAUUGAAACAUGUCAAACGUAUAUGAAUAGUAUGUGUGUUGAUGUAGGCUAGUGGUUUUGCUUUCUGUUCCUCCUUUAACGCAACAUUUGUCUGAUCGAUGGGAUUUCUAGGCUUCUUUACAUUACUUAUGAUAGUCCUUUAUUAUUUUUGCAGUUUACUGUUAGCCAUUUGAUGCAACUGUGUGGAAAGAUACCAGCAGCAACCUUUAGCCCUGGUAUUAGCCCUACCUUGUCUAGAAACAAGGGUACCUUAUGAGUAAAUGUAGUUUUCUUUUAAGUGUGAACCAUUAUUAGUCUGUCUCUCAUCAAUGUCUUUUUUUAUAUUAUCCUUGAGCCGAUAUGUAAUGGCCUAUUCCGUUCAAUGCAUUGCACCCUCCUGAACGCGAUCUCAAUGCGUUGUCGUGACCUUUGACCCCUUGAGCUCGUUAGGCCCUACACUCAGUGGACAUUCCACUUGGGGAAACGUGUGUACUCUUUUUUUUUUUUUAGAAGGUUCUGCUAUGUAGUUGCAGAUAUGACUGGG
Molecule: messenger RNA, 5529 nt
Organism: Coregonus sp. 'balchen'
Lineage: Eukaryota; Metazoa; Chordata; Actinopteri; Salmoniformes; Salmonidae
Source: the annotation of a GenBank genome assembly